ACAGAUCCAAUAAGUGUGCUCCAUAUCACUUUUGGAAGGUCACUCAUGGUUGACUUCUGAAAGUCACCUUCUUGGUACUGCCCUGGUCCCCAGCACAAGCCUAUCUUCCCUUCUCCCCCAACUCCACUUUUCAAGGAUGACUGGUCAAUUAACACAGAGAGGAGCUCUCUGUCUGCUGCUCUUCCUAACUCCAGCAGUGAUGCCAACAUGGCAUGCAGGUUCAGGCUAUUAUCCAGAUGAAAGCUACAAUGAAGUAUAUGCUGAAGAGGUCCCAUUGGCCCGUGCUCCAGACUAUCGAGUCCCCCAAUGGUGUUAUACAUUAAAUAUCCAAGAUGGAGAAGCUACUUGCUACUCACCAAGGGGAGGAAAUUAUCACAGCAGCCUGGGCACACGUUGUGAGAUCUCCUGUGACCGGGGUUUUCGACUGAUCGGACGUAGGUCGGUGCAGUGCUUGCCAAGUCGUCGUUGGUCUGGAACCGCCUACUGUAGGCAGAUGAGAUGCCAUGCAUUGCCAUUCAUCUCUAGUGGCACCUACACCUGCACGAAUGGGGUGCUUCUGGACUCGCGCUGUGACUAUAGCUGUUCCAGUGGCUACCAUCUAGAAGGAGACCGUAGCCGAAUCUGCAUGGAAGAUGGGCAAUGGAGUGGAGGCCAGCCUGUAUGUGUAGACAUAGAUCCUCCCAAGAUUCGCUGUCCCCAUUCACGUGAGAAGAUGGCAGAGCCAGAGAAACUGACUGCUCGAGUAUACUGGGACCCACCCUUGGUGAAAGAUUCUGCUGAUGGUACCAUCACCAGGGUGACACUUCGGGGUCCUGAACCUGGCUCUCACUUUCCUGAAGGAGAGCAUGUGAUUCGUUACACUGCCUAUGACCAAGCCUACAAUCGGGCCAGCUGCAAGUUCAUUGUGAAAGUACAAGUGAGACGCUGCCCAACUCUGAAACCACCACAGCAUGGCUACCUCAGCUGCACCUCUGCGGGGAACAACUAUGGGGCCACCUGUGAAUACCACUGUGAUGGUGGUUACGAGCGCCAGGGCACGCCUUCCCGAGUCUGCCAGUCUAGCCGCCAGUGGUCGGGAUCACCACCUAUCUGUACUCCCAUGAAAAUUAACGUCAAUGUCAACUCAGCUGCUGGCCUGCUAGAUCAGUUCUAUGAGAAACGGCGACUCCUCAUCAUCUCAGCUCCUGACCCCUCCAAUCGAUACUAUAAAAUGCAAAUUGCCAUGUUACAGCAAUCUACCUGCGGGCUGGACCUGAGGCAUGUGACCAUCAUCGAACUGGUGGGGCAGCCACCUCAGGAAGUGGGGCGCAUCCGGGAGCUGCAGCUAUCAGCCAAUAUCAUCGAGGAGCUAAGGCAAUUUCAGCACCUUACACGUUCCUACUUCAACAUGGUAUUGAUUGACAAGCAAGGUAUUGACCGGGAACGCUACAUGGAACCUGUCACCCCUGAGGAAAUCUUCACAUUCAUUGAUGACUACCUGCUGAGCAACCAGGAGCUGACCCAGCGUCGGGAGCAAAGGGACGUAUGCGAGUGACUUUGAAGAAGGGCACAGUGGAGCUCAAGGGAAAAACUUCCCGGUUAGCUAAGAUAGGGGCCCAAUAAAAGGAGGAAGUGACUAGUUUUCACUGUUCCAGGAACAGGACUCUGAGGUGGCCAAGGUUCAUUAAUCCUGCUGCAUUUCCAGGAAUCCUUUUCAGGGCUGUUCAAUAGUUUCCCUA
Messenger RNA from Ochotona curzoniae (black-lipped pika), 1718 nucleotides. RefSeq names its product sushi repeat containing protein X-linked 2 (gene SRPX2). The coding region runs from base 137 to 1534 and encodes 465 amino acids. NCBI's taxonomy places the organism in Eukaryota, Metazoa, Chordata, Mammalia, Lagomorpha, Ochotonidae. The record is from RefSeq and is a predicted model, not a curated record. The transcript has 10 exons.